Molecule: messenger RNA, 2067 nt
Organism: Balearica regulorum gibbericeps (East African grey crowned-crane)
Lineage: Eukaryota; Metazoa; Chordata; Aves; Gruiformes; Gruidae
Gene: CAPN6
Product: calpain 6
Biological process (GO): proteolysis
Cellular component (GO): cytoplasm
Molecular function (GO): calcium-dependent cysteine-type endopeptidase activity
Source: RefSeq, a predicted model, not a curated record
AUGUCUUCACCAGUGCAACUCUUCAGAGAUCAGAAGUACCAUGAGCUGAAAGGGCAGUGUAUCCAGCAGAGACGGCUCUUCGAAGAUCCUGAGUUUCCAGCCUCAGAUGAGUCCCUUUUCUACCAGUCAGCACCACCAAGGAAAGUUGAAUGGAAGCGCCCAAAGGACCUCUGUGAAGACCCCCACCUGUUUGUGAAUGGAAUCAGCUCCCACGACUUACACCAAGGCACCCUGGGGAACUGCUGGUUUGUGGCUGCGUGCUCUUGCUUGGCUCUGAGGAAGACCCUCUGGCAGCAGGUGAUUCCAGACUUUAACGAACAAGAAUGGGACCCUAAAAACCCUCAGAAAUAUGCUGGGAUUUUCCGUUUCCGUUUCUGGUGCUUUGGAGAAUGGACAGAGGUGGUUGUUGAUGAUCUGCUGCCAACAAUGGAUGGGAAGUUGAUCUACUGCCAUUCUAAUGUGAAAAAUGAAUUCUGGAGCGCAUUAUUGGAGAAAGCUUAUGCAAAGCUGGCUGGAUCUUAUGAAGCCCUAGAUGGAGGCAGCGCUGCAGAUGCAAUUGUGGAUUUCUCUGGAGCAGUGGCAGAAUCUGUUGAUUUGGUACAGGGCAAAUAUGGUGAGAUUAUUUCUGAGCAGAUGAAGCUGUUUGAAGACUUGCUGAAAGUGCAUAAAAGAGGUGGUUUGAUCAGCUGUUCCAUUACGGCUUCCUCUGGCAGAACCAAUGAAGCGGAGACAGAGAUGGGUCUUGUCAUCGGCCAUGCCUACUCAGUGACUGCAAUUCGGAAGCUGCGCCUUGGAGAAAGACUCAUAUUCUCUUUUAAGGCAGAAAAGCUCUUCAUGAUCAGGCUGAGGAAUCCCUGGGGGAAAAGAGAGUGGCAUGGUGCCUGGAGUGACAAUUCUGAAGAGUGGAAGAAAGUCAGCGAUUCAGAACGUAAGAGCUUGGGACUCACUCUUGAGAAUGAUGGAGAGUUCUGGAUGACGUUUGAGGACUGGUGUAAGAAUUUCACUGAUGUGGACAUCUGUCGGAUUGUGAAUACCUCCUACUUCAGUAUCCACAAGACCUGGGAGAAGAAAAUGAUGCAUGGGGCUUGGGCAAAGAAUUCAGAGCCCCUGCUAAAUCGCUCUGGUGGAUGCUUUGAUAACAAAGAGACCUUCCUUCAGAAUCCCCAGUACAUCUUUGAUGUUAAGAAGACUGAGGACAAAGUGUUGGUGUCAUUACAACAGGAGGAUCGCCGCAAAUACAAGAAAGAAGGGAAGGGAGACAGCAUCCCAAUUGGCUUUGAAAUAUUCAAGGUGGAGGAUAACAGAAACUAUCGACUACACAAGCUCACUGUGCAGGAGAGAGUGGCCACAUCUCUGUACAUCAACACACGGACUGUGUUCUUGAGGAGGAUCCUUAAGCAAGGCCGCUACAUCCUUAUCCCAACUACAUAUCAUCCUGGCAUCACUACAAAGUUUAUCCUGAGACUCUUCACAGAUGUGCCAUCAAAACUCAGGGAACUGAAGGCAGAUAAGCCUAAAAUGACCUGUUGGAGUCUUCUUUGCGGCUAUCCACGCAGAGUCACCCAAAUUAAAAUUCACUCUGCAGAGGGUUUACAGAAGCAAGACAGAUCAGGCGGAGCAGAUCCCUAUGUGCUUAUCAAGUGUGAGAACCAAAACAUGCGCUCCUCUGUGCAACAUGAUACGACCAGUGCCAUCUUUGACACACAAGUGAUUUUCUACAGAAGAAACAUCGACAGUCCUAUCAUUGUCCAGGUCUGGAACAGCAACAUCUUCUGUGACCAGUUCCUUGGACAGGCGGUGCUGGCAGCGUUACCCAGUGACCCCAGAGAAGAGCAGACUCUGCAGCUCCGAGGGAGAGGCAGCCAAGAAGCAGCUGAGGUGCCAGGUCACAUCACUGUCAAGGUUUUUUCCAGCGAUGACCUCGUGGAGCUAUGAAUACCAAAGCCCCGCAGAGUCAGACAGAGCUGUCACCUCGCAGCAGGGGGGCUUGUCUGCGCUUUCUGUGUGAAUGACUCGGGAGCAAAGGUUGCACAUAAUCAUAAUCGCUUUAAAACGAAAAAGCCUUCU